Messenger RNA from Neoarius graeffei (lesser salmon catfish), 2081 nucleotides. Its product is annotated as inositol-trisphosphate 3-kinase A. Bases 160 to 1989 code for a protein of 609 amino acids. NCBI's taxonomy places the organism in Eukaryota, Metazoa, Chordata, Actinopteri, Siluriformes, Ariidae. The transcript has 8 exons. Gene Ontology annotation, cellular component: nucleus; cytoplasm. Gene Ontology annotation, biological process: inositol phosphate biosynthetic process. Gene Ontology annotation, molecular function: inositol-1,4,5-trisphosphate 3-kinase activity; inositol tetrakisphosphate kinase activity. The record is from RefSeq and is a predicted model, not a curated record.
UGUCAAACUUAAAUCAGUGGGCACCCAAAGGUGAAAGGUUGUAUGAAACUGAAUACAGUUUCUCACUGUUAACUCAUCACUGUCCAACUGGAUUCAAUUUUUGGAUUAUUGCAUUUUUUUAUUAUUUGUUAUGGGGAUUGCAUUCGGUAACCUGGCUCCAUGAAAGGACUGGAGUUUCCUUCAAGAAAUAUGAGCACUUCAAUGGAUAUGCUUGAUGAAGACAAAUCAGGAAGAUCCAGCAAAUCAGAAAAUGUAGAGAGUACAAGAAACCAGUUGAAAGCAGAGGGAGAGAAAAUUGAUGAAUUUGAGGAUAACUGCAUGAAGGAAGCUCUGCUCACUAGCCGAAGGUCAAAACCCAAACUUGGGUCUGCUCAGGCUGUGCUCUCAUCCAAACUCAAACCAGAGACUAUUCAAGAGGAGCCAUUUGUGACUGUAUCAGAAAACCCAAGGGACUGGGAACCUAACAGUGUGCUGAACUGCUCUGAAAUCAAUAAUGGAGAAAAAGAGAAAGACAGAAAAAAUGAAAAUACAAAACACAUUGCUAAUGAAGGGGAUUUAUUUUCUAAUGCAGUCUCCAGAAAGAAUAUGUGGAGAGCUGGACAGAGGGAAAGAUGGAGAGGGAAGAGGCGAGAGAGACUGGGUGGUAGUGGAGAGAACAUAGACGAGGAGGAGGACAAUACUGAGAAAGAAAUGAACCAAGGAAUUCGACUGAGACACACACAAAGACAGUGGAGCUCGAAGGAGGCACAAGAUGAAGAGUCAGAAAUGGAUGUGACAGCACAAGGAAAUAUCAACAGAGAUACGGAGAUGAGAGGAACAGUCCCCCACUGCAUAUUCUCAAAGGUUUUUGCCACCUCUUUUGCCUCAUCAUCCUCAUCAUCAUCAUCAUCCUUCAACUAUUCCUCAGCAGAAAGUGAUGAGGUCUUCAGUGAGGGAGAAGAGAUGGCCAAGAGGAAAGAUAUAAGAAAGUGUCGAUCCUGGAGGACAUUCUUAACUAUGAUGCAGUGGUCAAAGCGCAGGCAGAGUUCCUGGGUACAGCUGGCUGGACACCAAGGUAACCUCCAUCUGAGUGAAGGUGGAGAGGUGCUGAAGAGAUUCAACGAGGUGGAGGACACCUGCCUGCAGGCACUCAUGUCUGAUUCACUCUGUCAGUUUGUGCCUCGCUAUCAUGGGCACAUCAGCAGGAACGGAGAGGACUACAUCCGUCUCGAGGACCUGCUGUGCGGCCUCAAGCAACCUGUCAUCAUGGACUGCAAAAUGGGCAUUCGCACCUACCAAGAGGAGGAGAUUGUGAGAGCAAGAACCAAAGCGAGCAUCCGACAUGAUAUGUACGAGAAGAUGAUGAAAGUCGAUCCUACAGCUCCUACAGAAGAAGAACAUGCACAGAGAGGCGUGACAAAGCUGCGCUAUAUGCAGUGGAGAGACAGUACAAGUAGUACAUCAACGCUAGGAUUCCGCAUAGAAGGCAUAAUGACAGAGAAUGGCAUUGUACGACGAGAUUUUAAUAAAACUCAGAGCAAAGCACAAGUUACAGAGACCCUGCUAUUAUUUACCAAGAGGCAGGUACACAUUCUAGAAGCCUAUGUGUCCAGAUUGGAUGCAUUGAAAGAGACAUUAAAGGAGUCUGCCUUUUUCAGAAGCCAUGAGGUAAUAGGCGGCUCUCUCCUUUUCGUCCACGAUCGUCCAACCAACAAAGCCAACAUAUGGAUGAUUGAUUUUGGGAAGACCACUCCAGUGCCCAAUAAUAUGCAUCUAAAGCAUGAUGUUCCAUGGAUUGAGGGAAACCGGGAAGAUGGCUACCUAUUUGGGCUAGCAUCCCUCAUCUCUUUGCUGCAUGUUGCUAUCAGGGACGUUAAGGGACAAGACCUAGAGACCCACCACUCACAGACAGAGCACACAGUGUCAGAACUUUAUCCACACCAGCCUGGGAUAAGUGAGGCAACAACAGACUUUUUAAAGGACACUACAGCCACCAACCAUACAGACUGAUGCGGAUAGUGUCAUUCCAUGUAUCCUGUAAUAUACAUGUUAUAUAUACUGCGUAUUCAUUGCAUAUACUGUAUAUAGAUAUGGACAAUCAA